UCUGUUGUUAAUAAUGUUGUGAAUUUGUUAUGGAAACACAUCAUUUUAUAUAUAUAAUACACAUCAUUUUAUUUGUAUAAAUAGUGGGAUGUCACAUGAAUACCUGCUGCAUUAUUAAAUACAAUUUAUACCAGUAUGCACUAUCCAUCCAUCUUCUAUACCGCCGAACCUGGAGCCUAUCCCAGGGAGCAUGGGGCACAAGGCGGGGUGCCAAUCCAUCACAGGGCACAAUCAUAUAGCUACACACUCACACACCCGUUCAUACUCUACGGACACUUUUGGACAUGCCAAUCAGCCUACCAUGCAUGUAUUUGGACUGGGGGAGGAAACCGGAGUACCUGGAGUAAACCCCUGCAGCACGGGGAGAACAUGCAAACUCCACACACACAGGGCAGCGGCGGGAAUCGAACCCACAACCUGGAGGUGUGAGGCGCUAACCACUAAGCCACCGUGCACUAAUAAGUUGAAAAUCAAAAGGAAGUAAGGUAGUAAUGGGGCGGUUCAGUCUUUUUUAUUCCUACACACAUUCCAUAAGACCCGCCUCCUGUGACACGAUUGGCUCACCACAAGCGGUUUUACAUAUUAUCCAAUCACAGCCCAGGACUGAGGACAGCCCUAGCCAAUCACCCCAAAGGAGGAAGUGAUUGCUCUGAAUGCGGUUGGGAGAAACACAUAACACGUCGAUUCUCCGAAUCAGGGCGUUUCGCCGUGUAAAGUCGUGCUGAACUUCACUGUGAAUUAAACCUAAAAUAAAUAAAUAAACAGACACUUUAAAUGGCCUUAAACGCGUGCUGUCGCCUGACGAGGUGUGUUUUACGGGUUGUAGAAAACAGAAAUGGAGCUGUGAGAGCGCUAGCCUCGCGCUGUUUAUAUCAGCAUGUCGGGGUGAGGACAGACCUUUGGACGCGCAGGUUCUCUUCAGCUGAUCAGCCCGCGGUGUCAGUGACGUAUGAGCAGGUGAAGAAGCUGCUUGUGGUCAGGACGGGUGUGGUGAUAGACGUGAGAGAGCCGUGGGAGCUCCGGGAAUACGGCAGUAUACCAGGCUCCAUUAACGUGCCACUGGGUCAGCUGAGUGCAGCUCUGCAGCUGAAGCCGGAGGAGUUUAAGGAGAAAUAUGGAGGUGAAAUGCCUUCGAUUGGUGAGAGCCUGGUCUUUACCUGUCUGGCAGGUGUGAGGAGUCAGAAAGCUCUGGAAGCAGCUCAGUCUUUAGGAUACUCCAAUGUACAGCAUUAUCCAGGAGGAUGGCAGGACUGGGCUAAACAUGAAAUACUGCAGGCUAAAGUGUGAUCCGUCACGAUGCUGUAAAACUGUGAAUAAUAAACCAAGUGAAUAACUCCAUGUCCGUAAUAAAGGACAAACCCGUCAACAAGCUGCGGCGACCGUGCUGAUCAUUUGUUUGUUUUACCAAAUAUAAAGGAAUAAAUGUUGAAACUGUACAAUAACUUUACAAGUACACACUUUUUAUUCUACAAGCGUCUGUAUUUAUUUCCCCACAUUUUUAAGCUGCGUCCCAAACGCUAGUGCUUCAUUACAGAGUUUUAGGAAAGUUCGGGAGAGAAUCUGGCGUUUGGGACGCAGCCUUUAUUAUUAAUUGAGAGUUUUAUGUAUUGGUGUGGAAUUAUAAGGCUCAUAUUCUGGUAACAGAAUGCUGUACUGUACGAAAGCCUGUCUUCAUCUGCCUUAAAUCUGGUUGUACAUUUGAGUGUCUGAGAUAAAUAAAAUAAACGACUUGAAGUGA
Messenger RNA from Ictalurus furcatus (blue catfish), 1738 nucleotides. It is a transcript of the gene tstd3, whose product is annotated as thiosulfate sulfurtransferase like domain containing 3. The record is from RefSeq and is a predicted model, not a curated record. Gene Ontology annotation, cellular component: mitochondrion. Gene Ontology annotation, molecular function: thiosulfate-cyanide sulfurtransferase activity. The transcript has 4 exons. Bases 775 to 1287 code for a protein of 170 amino acids. Lineage: Eukaryota; Metazoa; Chordata; Actinopteri; Siluriformes; Ictaluridae.